GCGCCGUGUGGGGCCUGGGUGGGGUGACAGGAGCGACGGGUCCCGCCUCCUCUCGCGGCUCUUGGUGCCGGGCGGGCCUGGGCUCACCUGGCUGGGCCUGUGUCUCGUUGCCGGGUGUCCGGCUCCUGGCAGCGCGGGGCCAUGGCGCAGCGGAGAGCGGCGGAGCGGGGCCCCGGCGAGCUGGCGAGCGCCCGGCCCCAGCGGCAGCGCAUUGAAGGAAGGGCCCAUACAGAAGGUGGAUCAGCACGAAUGUCACUCCUCAUAUUAGUGUCCAUCUUUCUGUCUGCUGCUUCGAUUAUGUUUCUAGUAUAUAAAAAUUUUCCACAGCUUAGUGAAGAAGAGAGAGAAUGUAUAAAGAUUCCCAGAGAGAUGGAUGAUGCUAAGGCCUUAGGAAAAGUCCUCUCCAAAUACAAAGACACCUUCUACGUCCAAGUAUUAGUGGCUUAUUUUGCUACAUAUGUUUUCUUGCAAACAUUUGCUAUACCUGGCUCUAUAUUUCUCAGUAUCCUCUCAGGGUUUCUUUAUCCGUUCCCAUUAGCCUUAUUUCUUGUCUGUCUGUGUUCUGGACUUGGAGCCUCUUUCUGUUAUAUGCUUUCAUAUUUAGUUGGACGGCCAGUUGUGUACAGAUAUUUAACAGAGAAAGCAGUGAAAUGGUCAGAACAGGUUGAACGACACAGAGAACACCUCAUUAACUACAUAAUAUUUUUGAGAAUAACGCCUUUUCUUCCUAAUUGGUUUAUCAAUAUUACAUCUCCUGUAAUAAAUGUACCACUGAAAGUAUUUUUCAUUGGUACUUUUCUAGGUGUUGCACCACCAUCUUUUGUAGCAAUUAAGGCGGGAACAACACUGUACCAGCUUACAACAGCAGGGGAAGCAGUUUCCUGGAACUCUGUAUUUGUUCUCAUGAUUCUAGCUAUUCUCUCUAUUCUGCCAGCUGUCUUCCAGAAGAAGCUUAAACAAAAGUUUGAAUAAAGAGCACAUUGGAUCUAAAUUUCCCAUAAUUCAUCUCAGGAUCAGUACUUCUGACGGUCAUAUGUUUGUUUUUUAUCAGAUCCUCAGCAAUGUAAAAAAAGGGGAGACUUGUAAGGGAUAAGAACUUCCUUAUUUCUUUAAAGGAGCACAUUUUACUGUCUGAAAUUCAAGGAACUGUGUUCAGAAAUACUCUGCAUAUAGCUUUGUAGCCCAAAUCAUCAGUGUUUUAUUCUUUGAAAGCAAGAGGAGGGAACUCAAAACACAGAAGAUGAGUUAACUUUUUGCUCUGCUUCAUAUAUGUGGCAGAAAGGCAAAAUUGGAUAGCUUAAAAUGCAACCUUCAAAUAUGGGUUUCUAAAAGGUCAAAUAACUUUUGAUUGGUCAAUGUAGUUUGUAGCAUUCUACAUGACUCUGAAGACUUGCAUGUAACUUAAUGGUUUGCUCUGAAUAAUUUUCUCUUCAUUCUGAUUUUCCCCUUUCAUCUACUUUUGUCCUUACUGGUCCCAGAAUAAUGUAAAGUACAAUGGCACUCACUUGCAAAACAUAAGGCUUCUCUCUUGGAGUAGUAAGUUAAAUUCCAGUGAUGUAAAACUGCAGGAGGCUAAACUGCUUUCUUCUUUCUCUUCAUUAAUGUUGUCUCAGUUUAAAUACUUGAACUGCUUUAACUGGAUUAACAAAUUCAGUCAAAUCAUUCCCAUAUUGUAGAUUUUAUUUUUGGAGAGCAGGUCAGAAUUUUAUCUUGGCUUGUUGAUUAACUCUGAAGUUUUUAAUGCUUGUUUAGACUGAUUUUUAUUUGUCUAGUUUUGCCAGUAUUUCAGAUGCAUAGACUUAUCCUGCCAAUUUAAGAUAAUUACCAGAUUUUGUUAUACAAUAUUUUUCAGUCCUUAAAUGAUUAAAGCAAAUAGAGUAAUUAUAAGCGACUUACAAUUCUUAGGAUAUAUUACUUGAGAAUUUGGGAUGGAGGGGAGGGAAUCUUGGUCUUGGCAAUAGUAACCUGUUACCAUUACAACUCAUCUGGCUAAAAAGUUUUAUCAGGUAUGCAAAUUAUUACAAAAUUCUUCUGUUUAUCUGAAAUAUUGCCAUGUAAAGCUCAGUUCAUCAUGUAAUAAAAAUCUUACACUUUAUACAUAACCUAGAAGGCUGCAUUCUGUGUUCUGACUGGUGGGUAAUUGGUAGUGUUUUAUCAUCCACUAAGGUAUACAAUACCUUCUCUUCAAUAGUUAUCACUACUGUUGUCAGUUUGUUGCAUUCUCAGUGGGCCCUUUAAAAUAUAAGCUCCCAAUUCAACAUGAUACUUAAGCAUGUGCCUAAGUAUGUGAGUAAGUCCCACAGAAGUCAGCAUCUGCAUGCUUUAAAGUUAGGCACUGCCUAAGUAUCUGUCUGAAUCAGGUCCUGACUCAUUAGUACCUGCUUUGCAGUGCUCAGAUUUCUGAGGAAUUACUCAGCUGAAAUUUUGUACAGUGUUUUCUCAUCCUGAAAACUUGUCAUGUCAUGGAACAUUUUAGAUAUAAGAGAACAGUACUAUAAAUGGGAUAAUAUGAAAGGUACUGGUACCUUCAACAGCUUUGUUCUUUUGUAACACAAUGUGGAUUGAGUCAUUCAUUUUAUCACAGUAUUAUGUGUAAAUACAUAGGAAAUAUAUUAAUUGCCUACACUAUUUUUGUCAUCUGUUUUUCUGUUAUGUAAACUAACUUUUCAAUGCCUAUUGAAUUUUUCAUUCAGAUGUGGACUGCACAAUAAACUGGUGGUUUUGUGUUGCUAACUAAAACAUCAAUGUUUUAUCACUUGUUUACAAGUUUCUUUGUAAAAUACAGCUUUGGGUAUUUAUGGGUUUAGAAUUUUUAGUCUAAAAAUGUACUUUAGUUUUAAAGGUUGAUAAUGUUCUAUGACCUUGGAUCCACCAGUCUGAACAGUGAGACUUCUUCCUACUGUAGUGUUAACCUCAGUCAGAAAAAAAGUCACUCUUUAGAGAUGGUUCAGCACCACUGCUAGUCCAGUGGCAUCUCUAAACAUUUCUUUGUGUCCUGCCUGACAUAGGUCAGUAUAGAUGUUACUUUUAGGUUUCAUGUACACUAUCAAACUGCAGUUUGAGGGACUCUUGUCAUAGAAGCGUCUGAAAUAUGUUUCAAGUCCUUAUGAAUCAUGCUAGAGCCUUGGAUUUUACAGGGUAGUCACAAUUCACUGUGUAGAUAGGACUAAGCUAUGUUAUGAAGUUAAAACUGCUCCAACCAUGUUCUAAUUGGCUUCCCAGCACAGUAGCUUUUUAUAUCAAAGAAAGGACCUUACCUUACAGUUCUCUUCUUUUGCAAAAACAUAAUUGGCUUCUAGUCAACUGUUCCAUAUAUAUCUUCAGUGGAUGCCAAGAGAAAUUCCUUGAACAGUCCCUCAUCCCUGGGAACUACUUCAGGGUAUCUGAAUACUACAGGCAUUAGAAUGAAAAGAAUGUGGGGUAAGGCCUAGUUAUGGAACACUUGCAAUGCCUUUUCACUGGAAGGAAAUUCAGCAAGUGAUUAAGAGGUAGGCACAGCUUUCUAACAGGAAAACAGUGUCUGUCAUGAAGCAAGUGGGGAGGUAGAAGAAGAUAAAAAAUGUAGCUCCUUUGAAAUAUCAAGGCAUUUUGAACUGUUAGGUAACCUGUUCUCUUUGGAGUUGUAAACAAUAUUUUCCAGACACCAUUACUAAAUGUCUUUUUUGCAUUUGAUAAUAAAACAAAACUAUACAAACUU
This is a messenger RNA of Caretta caretta (loggerhead turtle), 3697 nucleotides long. It is a transcript of the gene TMEM41B, whose product is annotated as transmembrane protein 41B. Lineage: Eukaryota; Metazoa; Chordata; Testudines; Cheloniidae. The record is from RefSeq and is a predicted model, not a curated record. Gene Ontology annotation, cellular component: endoplasmic reticulum membrane. Gene Ontology annotation, biological process: autophagosome assembly.